Molecule: messenger RNA, 729 nt
Organism: Hydractinia symbiolongicarpus
Lineage: Eukaryota; Metazoa; Cnidaria; Hydrozoa; Anthoathecata; Hydractiniidae
Exons: 3
Coding region: 29-385 (118 amino acids)
Source: RefSeq, a predicted model, not a curated record
AUUAUAUUAGAUUGGAACUAUUCAUCGAAUGGCAUUUUCAACUUCUUUUCGAGAAUGGUGCUACUGCUUGUAUGAAAAGGAAAAAAUUCAAGAAAAUAUGUGGUUUGACUGCCCCUGUUGCACCAUUUCUCAACAUAGUUGCCAUGUUGACGUAAUGUGCAAACUGUGGGGUUUCAUAAAACGUAAAGAACCUGGGUUAGCUUUGAAGACUAAACCUGCAUUGUCUGUUAUGCAUGCCAAGGGCCAUUCAUUAAACUGUCAGGUUCAGUGGGAUGGAGCAUGGACAGAUGGGACGGGAAAAUCAACUGGUGAGGAAACUGAACAAAUAUUCAGCUUCUUAUCGCGAUGUGGAAACUCUAACAAACAUCAACUUCCUGAAAGUUAGUAGUUAGUAUAAUGUUUACGUAAUCAAUUUCUAUGAAGGCUUCCUUUAAGUCAACUGUUCUUAAGAAAGAAUUUGUAUUUUUUUAUGCUCGCCGAAACUUAUAUCCUUUAAAACUGACGUUUCCAAAUUAUAGAUCGUGAAGAACAUAUCACAGAAAUGAUGGCUUCGUGGAAUAAGAACAAAAUCCGCGGUUUAGCUAAAGAUCUUGUUCGUAGAUAUAGAAAGGUAAAACAUGAACUUUUUGGUAAAUAUAAGAUAACUACGAUGUUCUGCCAACUGCAACCGCGUUGUUUGAAUCUUCUUACAACCACUUUCUUAAAAUUAUACAUUUGCAUAAAUACUAU